UCAUACUACUCAUAUCCGAGGAAAAGAAGAAAGGUCAGGGGGCACGGGGCGGAGCUUGCUGUUAUAGUACGUGUGCUUCUGAGGAGUUAGCUUGUUUUCCAGUGGGCUAUCGUUACGUUUGAAACCGCCCGUGAAUCAUGGUAUUACUAGAAAACGACUCGUUUCUGACGGAGCUCACACGGUUGUUCCAGAAAUGUCGAAACUCUGGUAGCGUGGUAAUCACAUUAAAGAAGUACGAUGGGAGGACCAAACCAAUUCCUAAAAAGGGACAAGCAGAUUCGUUUGAACCAGCAGAUAACAAGUGUCUUAUCAGAGCCUCUGAUGGAAAAAAGAAAAUUAGCACAGUGGUCAAUACCAAAGAAGUAAUCAAAUUUCAAAUGGCGUACUCCAACCUCCUCAGAGCCCACAUGGAUGGACUUAAGAAGAAGGAUAAGAAAAGCAAAAGCAAGAAAACUAAAGCCACCCAAUGAGCAAAAGACUCUACCUCUUUGUCUCUAGUCUGGCCGGUACCACCUGAAGGAGGAAGGAGGGGGGGGCGAUGGGCUCGCAGCGGGCCGGAUUCAUCUUUCGCCCCCUCUGGCGUCUCCCAUUACCCUGAUGGCUCAGAGGCCACCGUCGGUCCACCUAGUGACUGCUUUGAUCUCAUGCCAUCGUUUGCACGAUAACGUCUUACUUCCGGCCAUUCGGUGAAAUGAAAAAGCAGCAACGUAAGAAAAGAACAUGGAUGUCACAGUGAGAAGCUCUUGAGCCAAAACGCAUCCGUGUGAGAUCCAGGUUAUCGACAGCCGUGUCCAAUAUGAGGGGGCCACAGGGUUGAUGCUUGAUUGCCUUUCAUAAUGUUUUGUACAACUCUCAAUUUGUAACGGCAGGAUUUAAUUUAAUUCCCUGUAAAAA
Messenger RNA from Gadus morhua (Atlantic cod), 894 nucleotides. Its product is annotated as signal recognition particle 14 kDa protein. Gene Ontology annotation, molecular function: endoplasmic reticulum signal sequence receptor activity; 7S RNA binding. Gene Ontology annotation, cellular component: signal recognition particle, endoplasmic reticulum targeting. The record is from RefSeq and is a predicted model, not a curated record. The transcript is spliced from 5 exons. NCBI's taxonomy places the organism in Eukaryota, Metazoa, Chordata, Actinopteri, Gadiformes, Gadidae. Bases 138 to 470 code for a protein of 110 amino acids. Gene Ontology annotation, biological process: SRP-dependent cotranslational protein targeting to membrane.